Sipha flava (yellow sugarcane aphid) is the source of this 2326-nucleotide messenger RNA. RefSeq names its product proton-coupled amino acid transporter-like protein pathetic. The record is from RefSeq and is a predicted model, not a curated record. Gene Ontology annotation, cellular component: vacuolar membrane. Gene Ontology annotation, molecular function: amino acid transmembrane transporter activity. Gene Ontology annotation, biological process: amino acid transmembrane transport. The transcript has 10 exons. Lineage: Eukaryota; Metazoa; Arthropoda; Insecta; Hemiptera; Aphididae. Bases 362 to 2140 code for a protein of 592 amino acids.
AAUGUUCAGCAAUAAUUUUCUGAGGGUUAGAUAAACGUUGUGUGAUUGAAAUUUCUGGACAACACAAUCAUAUUCAAUAUUCAACUAAGAAAAUAGAAACAUACAUUUUGAGAGAAAAUUAAUAAUAAUGUAGUUUUAAAUUGAAAUUGGCGACAUCGCAGAGUUUUAUAUGCUUAAUCAUUUUGAAAAUAUCAUUUUGGACUGAAACAACAAGACGUCCACGUGGAAACGCGUUAUAGAAAUCGGCCAUGACAUUUGCAGUGUAAUAAAUAAAACCAUCAAGUCUCCGUAGCUUCAUUGAUGGUAACAUGGAUUGAAUAUACUCCUUCGUGAUAUCGUUAACCUUGUAAACAACAACAGUAUGGCGAACAUUAUAAAUUUGACGAGAAAUAAUGUUGACAAUAGCAGCGUUAUUAACGACCGUGUUGGUGUAGAAAGGUACUGUGACAAAGAUGACAAACAGCAAUUGUCGUACAACCCAUUCCAGAUGCGAGAUAAGUCCAGUACAACCACAGCUAUUGGCGCCUUAUUGCAUUUAAUGAAAAGUAGUCUUGGGACAGGUAUACUAGCCAUGCCGAAUGCGUUCAAAAACGGCGGACUUAUUUUCGGACUGUUUGGAACUUUAGCCAUCGGAGUGCUAUGUGCGCACUGCAUCUACCUUUUGAUACUAUGCUCGCAGACAUUGGCUCGCCGUAUACGUCGUCCAGCCCUUGGAUUCGCCGACACUGCUUAUGUGGCGAUUAAUUCAGGACCUCGUCGAUUUCGUGCCUGGUCUUCGGUCGCCAAAAGUUUCGUCAAUGCGGCACUGUUUUGUACAUACUAUUUUGGCAACUGCGUGUAUGUCUUAUUAAUAUCUACCUCAUUUAAACAAGUCGCCGACAAUCAUACGUCUCCAGAAUGGCAUUUCUCCAUUCGUACUUGGAUCUUGGGUCUCGCUUUACCACUUCUUCCGCUUGGUGUUAUACGCACGCUCAAGGUGUUAGUUCCACUAUCAGCCAUAGCUACAGCAUUCAUUCUCGUCGGCUUAGGGUGUACCAUUACGUGGGUGGUGACCGGUAUCAGUCCAUUUGUUGACAACAAAACUUUAGCGGCAUCCGUUGCGUUGCCUGAUAUUGGGUCUCGUCCUUGGAUCGCUCCCAUUACACAAAUUCCACUAUUCUUCGCCACUGGCGUCUUUGCCAUGGAGGGUAUUGGCACGGUCCUCCCGAUUGAGAACUCGAUGCGCAAACCCAAAUAUUUCCUCCACGGUCGGCCGUGUGGAGUAUUAAACUUCGCCAUGAUGAUAACAGUGCCUUUUUAUGCUGCCAUCGGUUUUCUCGGAUAUUUGCGCUUUGGUAAUACCACUGAAGGUUCGAUCACAUUAAAUCUACCCAAUGACUUAUUUUCUGAGAUUGUUAAGAUGUUGGUUACGCUUUCAAUAAUUUUCUCAUACGGCCUACAAUUUUGUGUACCCAGCGAAAUCGUAUGGGACAGUCUGGAACCGUGGCUGCGAAAAUACAAACAAAAUGCCAAAUAUUCAACUUCCACAAACAGUAAAGUGGAAACAGAUGUUGUUAGCAAUAAUGACACCAUAAACACGGUGAUUUCCACAGCAAGUACUAUGUCUUAUGAAACAAUUGAACGGCCUGAAGUGGAGCUAGAACAAAAAGAAACCCCUAUGAACGGAGCGUAUUACAUUAUGCGAGCCAUCAUGGUUAUUAUCACAUUUUUUAUAGCUGCCAUUGUACCCAACCUCGCCCCUGUUAUUUCAUUAUUCGGAGCAGUAUUUUUCUCCAUUCUAGGCCUCUUAUGUCCGGCCGUUAUACAUUUGUUUACUUUCUGGGAACAAUGUGAUUAUUGGGAUGGUGAUGAUUAUGAGAAAUCGAAUGAUAAGAAAUUAAACAAGCAAAAAUAUGUCACAGCCACAUUUGAUGACAUAGAUCUAAAGCACUGUGACAAUUUACAAGAAAAUAAUAGCAAGUUAGCGGGUGAAACAAAAGGCAUGAGCUGGUUAACCGUUAUCAAAGAUUGUAUCAUAAUUUUAUUUGCAUUGUUCACUCUGUUUGCUGGAGCACAUGCUUCACUUGUAGAUAUUGUCGCAUUUUAUGGAUCUGUCGAUAUAAUUCAAGCUAUCAAUUCUACAGCAAUACCUACUAUAUAAAACACAAAUAAUAAUCAAAUCAUAAUUGAGUUGCUUGUUAACUGAAAAAUAUAUACUUACCAUGUCUAUAUGUAAAAACCUAUCAGUGUUUAUAAUGUACGCUAGAAAUCAUAUUUACACAAACACCAUUUAUUAUUUAAGCGUAAAUAAAAUUAAUACUUCAUUAUUAGUAUUAUUGUUCUUCAA